Molecule: messenger RNA, 499 nt
Organism: Spinacia oleracea (spinach)
Lineage: Eukaryota; Viridiplantae; Streptophyta; Magnoliopsida; Caryophyllales; Amaranthaceae
Exons: 2
Coding region: 56-403 (115 amino acids)
Source: RefSeq, a predicted model, not a curated record
AUGCAACCAAACCCCCAAAAUCACAGAUUUUGGAUAGCUGCCACAAGAUAAGACCAUGCUGCUCUCAGGGAAGAGCUUCUUGUGCACCAAAAUUUCCCCCCAUUUCUACAGAAAUAAAAGCAAAAGAUUCACAAAAAUAUUUGCAAAAAAGCCAGAAUUUCCUGAAUUCCCAAACAAAAACCAAAAAUCCAAUUUUGAAUUCAGGGUCACCAACAACAUUUUAGCUCAAUCUGCCAUUGCAAUCCUGGGUUUAGGUUUUGUUGAUGCAGGAUAUAGUGGAGAUUGGUCAAGAAUUGGAGUGAUCUCAAAACAAACUGAGGAUGUGCUGAAGAUUGGAGCUUUUUUGGUGGUUCCACUCUGUUUGUUUGUUGUUUUAUCUCUUGCUAAAAAACCAGAAGAAUAACGUAUAUAGAAGAUCCUGUAUUUUGUGUCAUUGACUCAUUGUGUAUUUGUGUGUGUUAUUUUACAGUUUAACGACUGUUUUAAGUGAUUAUUAGAA